GAUUGGUGCAGCGCUUUAGCGGGAUUUUCCUCUUCUUCCGUGUUAGUAGUGAGUCGGGACUUUCUGCUGAUGCGCGCGCGCUUGUGUUUAUUAAUUUAACUAAACGGAAUUUAAACCGAAUAAAAGACAAAAAUGGAAGAGAAACAGCUGCUGGGGCGCUUUAAUAGGUCAUUGAAUAUCAGUAAUGCAGAAAGCGAGGAGAUCUAUAACAGGUUCAGACAGCAGGGGAAGGAAGCAGCCCAGCGAGGUGAUCUCGAACUUUCUCUUCGUUUUUUUCGGCAAGCAUUUGAUCUGCGGCCGAGCGACAAAAUGCAGAGUCGAAUCCUGCGAUUGGAGGAAGCCAUAAAGGAACUAAAGGUACUGGAGCAGGAGGAAGAGGAGGAGGAGUUUGUAGAUGUGCUCUGCUGUGGCUUGAUGAUGUAUAAAGGACUUUAUGAGCAGCUGUAUGAGCACCAGAGAGAGGGUGUGGCCUUCCUGUACAGCCUGCACAAGGACGGGCGGGGUGGCGGCAUCCUUGCUGACGACAUGGGCCUGGGCAAAACGGUGCAAGUAAUCAGCUUUCUGUCGGCUAUGUAUGAUGCCGAGCUGAUUAACCGCACUCUCCUUGUUAUGCCCACCUCCCUCAUCAAGAACUGGCUGAGUGAAUUUAAGCGCUGGACCCCUGGGCUACGUGUCAAAGAAUUUCAUGGAACCAGCAAAACGGAGCGCAGCCGGAACCUGGAGCGAAUCCAACGUGGGAGUGGAGCCAUCAUCACCACUUAUCAAAUGCUAAUUAAUAACUGGCAGCAGCUGGCUUCAUUUGCUGGGCAAGAGUUCAUCUGGGAUUACAUCAUCCUAGAUGAAGCACACAAGAUCAAAAGCUCAUCAACCAAGAGUGCAAAGUGUGUGAAAGCAGUUCCAGCACGACACCGGCUCCUGCUCACUGGCACACCGGUUCAGAACAACCUGCGGGAGAUGUGGGCACUGUUUGACUUUGCCUGCCAGGGUGCAUUGCUGGGCAGUGCCAAGACCUUUAAAACAGAGUAUGAGAACCCAAUCACACGGGCGAGGGAGAAAGAUGCCACACCUGGAGAGAAAGCUCUUGGGCUUAAAAUCUCGCAGAAUCUGACCGAGCUCAUCAGACCGUACUUUCUACGGAGGACCAAAGCUGAAGUACAGAAAAGGAAGCUGCUUGCACACAAAACUAAAGAGGAAGAUCAGAAACAGGAAAAGCAGAGUACAAGAGUGAAUGAGGUUCCAUCUCUAACACGAAAGACAGAUCUGAUUGUGUGGACGUACCUGAGUGACGUACAGGAGAACAUCUACAGACAAUUCAUUUCUCUGGACCACAUCAAACAGCUGCUGACCACCACACGCUCGCCACUUGCAGAGCUCACGGUGCUCAAAAAGCUCUGUGACCAUCCCAGAUUGCUCUCUGCCCGAGCCAUUACUCAGCUCGGAUUUGGGGCGGGGCCAGUGGACUUCCACGAGGAUGAAGGUCAGUCAGCUGCAAGCAGUAUUGUAGAUGUGCCAGACGAGACGCUGGUCGGCGAGUCCGGAAAGCUGUGUUUCCUGCUGAGUUUAAUGGAGAGUCUGAGAGAUGAGGGCAAGCGGACGCUUGUCUUCUCCCAGUCCAGGAAGAUGCUGGACAUCAUUGAGCGUGUGCUAACAAACAGGAAGUUCCGUUUGCUGCGUGUGGACGGCACCAUCACACAACUGGCUGAGAGAGAAAGGCGCAUUGCUCUGUUUCAGACAGAUGCACGCUACUCUGUCUUUCUGCUGACCACACAGGUGGGUGGAGUUGGCCUCACUCUCACUGCUGCAAAUAGAGUGGUGAUCUUUGACCCGAGCUGGAACCCUGCGACAGAUGCACAAGCAGUAGACCGAGCAUACCGUAUUGGCCAAACACACGACGUCAUCAUCUACAGACUCAUCACAUGUGGAUCUGUAGAGGAGAAGAUCUACAGACGACAGGUGUUUAAGGACUCUUUGAUCCGCCAGACCACGGGGGACAAGAAGAACCCGUUCCGGUACUUUUCUAAGCAGGAGCUGAAGGAGCUUUUCACACUGGAGGACGCGCACUCAUCUUCCACUCAGCUGCAGUUGCAGUCGCUUCACUCUUCUGUGUGCCGCACUGACCCUGAGCUGCAGUGUCACAUCUCUGCUCUGAAGGGCAUGAACGUGUUUGGCGUGUCCCGUCAUGACCUGCUGUUCUCUAACGAGGAGCAUGAAGAUAGCCUGCAGGACGAGGAGACUCAUUACAUUGAGCAGCGUGUACAGAAAGCGCAGGAGCUCGUCCAGGCCGAGUCCCAGCUGCACAGUCUCAUGACGGACAAUGUCAAUCAAAACACAGAACCUGCUUGGCUUCGGUUGUCACGGCAACAGGGCCCAUACCAACACACAGCAAUGGGUGAUGGCAAAACCACGCCCCCUUGCCAUAACCUCAGCCCACCUGCCGUAGUGGAUCUAACCCAAUCACGAUCGGAUGAGGAGGAGUGUGUGAUAGACCGCAGAUCUCCGCAGGUCAGAGAGAACAGUUUUGUUGGACGAGGAUUUAAGAGCAUAGAUGAAGAGCAGAGUUUAAUUGUAGAGGAGCAAUCUGAUGAUAUACUCACACACUCACAUCAGAUCAUACACAUCUCUCCCUUAAAGCAGUCAGAUUUAUCUGUAGCUAUGCUGGAGACAGAGGCAACCAUACCGAAAACAUUUACACAGGUGUCAUUGGGCUCACAUGAAGCCUGCGUUAUGGCUGAUGCAGAGGCAUCUAAAUCCCAUUUGGGGGUGGGGUUAGAUUCAUCUACAGAGUCCAGCCUUAACCCUGAUACCAGCCUUAACCCCGAUGCCAGCCUUAACCCCGAUGCCAGCCUUAACCCCGAUGCCAGCCUUAACCCCGAUGCCAGCCUUAACCCCGAUGCCAGCCUUAACCCCGAUGCCAGCCUUAACCCCGAUGCCAGCCUUAACCCUGAUGCCAGCCUUAACCCUGAUUCAAAAGAAUCUUUUCAAGGUAACUUUAACCUGAAGCUGGAAGACAGUGCAGAGCUGCUGUCAGAGGAAAAACAGGAGGAUUUUGACCAGAAAGACGUGGAGAUAAGUACAGGGAGUGAAGACUUUCAGUUGCAGAUGGAUGACACUAGAGAGAGGAUGGAGGAGUGUAACUUUGAUAGUGUGAAACAAAAGUCAUUAGAUGAGUCACCACUUUGGUUCAACAAGAAGAAAAAACUGCGAGUCAUCUAUGAUAGUGAGGAAGAUGGGCAAGAAGAGGAGGAGGAGAAACCUGUUUUGGCUAGCAGUCCAUUAGCUAGCAGCUUCACUGGCCUCGGAUGUUCUACACCCAAAUCUGCACUGUAUAAUGGCACCAACCGCAGGUGCAGUAUGAACAUUUCAAUUGCGUCACGACGGUCUCUAGUAGAGUCACUGCUGCAGGACAUGGAGGAGGAGGAGGAGGAGGAGGAGGAGGAACCAGAGGUGGGGAAGCAGCCAGAGGAUGAAGGCAGUUCUGAAGGUGCUGAGCUUAACCAUACAUCUGAAGUCAGUGGAACAUGUGACGAUGAAUCAUUGUUGGAGGAGACGGAGCCCAGUGAAUCAUUCAUUUCUGUAGAGCCUGGUGGAGAAACACUACAUUCAGAACAAAGUCAGUGUGAGGAGGAAGAGGAAGGUGAGGAAGAAGAGGAAGGUGGUGGUGUAAAGGGUUUCACUGAUGAAUCCACUGAUGUUGAACUAGCUUCUAGUGAAGUAUUGGAUCAGUGUGCACCCUCUGAAGUCCAAAACCCAAAUUAUGGUGAACAUCCAGAGGAAUCAUUCGAGUCUCUGGUGAGUUCUGGGAGACGUUGUUUAGCUGACGGGAGGAAACAGGAAGCACUGGACUUUUUUCUAAAGGCUAUCGACAUUAACUCUGGAGAUAGUGAGAUUCAAUUGCUUAUCAUCCAACUAUACAGGCAUCUGAGUUGUGAAAAUGAGCCAACAAAUCAAAGACUUCAGCAGAUAAUCGGGACGUUAAAGGACUGUCUAAAAGGAAGAGAAGAAACAGGUGUUUUUUCUUCUGCUGUUGCAAAUUAUGUAAAAAUGUAGUUCUUGAUGUGUGCAGCGUUUUUUUGUAAAUCUCUUGAUGGUUAUACGCAGGGAAGAAAAUAUAACCGACUGCUAGCUGUACUUACAGAUUGUGAAAUGUGUGUAUAAAUACUUUUUAGUCAUUUUGCUACUUCAAUAGAUUCGAUCUAAAGUUAGUUGUCAUUAAAAUUUUCUGAAUGAAUCUAAGUUCCCAUCUUGAAAUAAUGUGAAGAACACUCGACUCAUUGGGUCACGGAGCUAAAGUGUUUGGUUUGAUAUGAAUUAAUAAUCAGACAUAAGGGGAUGUCGGCCUGCUGUGUCAGGUUUUAUGGUUUCUUUGUAUGUAGCAAAUUUUGCAGCAAUGAGUUGAUGAGACACAUCUGUGUCUCAGGUUCAUGUAUAAGCUUAAAAUAUGAAGUCCCAUUAACUAGGUUUUACGUUAUUAUUCAGGUACGUUAUUUUGAGCUUGGUGUCCCCAGGCAUGUCAUUCUGACCCUACAGUGUUCAGUGCUAUGUUAUUUUGAUAUUACACUCUUGGAAAGGAAGUUAAAACCGACACAAACCGUGUUAAGUUCUGGCACUUUAAUGAGUCUAAGAGUAAAUGUGUCUGUAAAGUUAACACAAUAUUAUGUGCUGUCUUUGGCUACACACAUUGUUAAGAACACACCAAAAUUCUUACAGAAUUUAUUUUUAUUUGACACAAGCGUUAGGGUUAAAACCCUUUUUAUUUUUACAAUAAAAAUUGUACUUAUGGACA
This is a messenger RNA of Tachysurus fulvidraco (yellow catfish), 4783 nucleotides long. It is a transcript of the gene ercc6l, whose product is annotated as excision repair cross-complementation group 6-like. The coding region runs from base 133 to 4047 and encodes 1304 amino acids. Gene Ontology annotation, molecular function: ATP-dependent chromatin remodeler activity; ATP binding; DNA translocase activity. Lineage: Eukaryota; Metazoa; Chordata; Actinopteri; Siluriformes; Bagridae. The transcript has 5 exons. The record is from RefSeq and is a predicted model, not a curated record.